AUGAACAUCCUCGCAGACGACGACUUUGUAUCCCCCUGUGGUCAUAUGAACCUUAAAAUCAGGACUCUGAAGCGGCUUAUACUGGCAAAUAAGAGCGCCUUCAUGGAUAAGAAUGCCACGUGCGCAGCCUCACGCUGCAACAAGUCCUGGAAAUCCCUCUGGAUGUGCUGUACAUGUGGGCGAUUCUUCUGUGGCUACACAGACAACGAGCAUGCCAAAGACCAUUACAACCAGGACCACCAUGCGAUCUUUUUUCAUCUGACUUGUCACGAUCUCUGGUGCUAUAAUUGCAAUUCGUACAAAACCAGCAACCCAUGGCUUGCAACCAUAAAACCUCUCACGACUAUCACUAAAGAUAAGCUUAUCAAGCUAGAGCAGGCCACUGCAGGCUCUGUCCAGGUUGAUGGCUCACGGGUGGCUGAUGUGAAUCUUCACCAGGAGGGUCAAGCAGUUUCGCGGCAACUGGGAAGGCCUGCCCAGAACAAGCCCAAAAUCACAACCUUAGAGAAUAUGCUUUUACAUUUGAAUGGGACUGCUUCGUUUUCUCAUUAUAAUAUGGCCAUUUCGCAGCCUAAGAGUGAAAGAAUAGGUAGCACAGGCGCCUCUGUGCAGGCACUGGUUCAUGCAAAGUGCUUUGCCAAAGUUCCAAUCCACAGUCAUGCUAAUACAUGCUAUCUCAAUGGAAUUUUACAGGUACUUGCUCACCUGCCCCCAUUUGCCCAGUACUUUAUUGCCUUGCAACCCAUUCUUCAGUCUCUGGAUGCGGGAAUCUACACAAACUUGCUCCAACAAUUCACUCUCACCAUGGUUGCUCUGCAGCUUGUUACAGACGCCUCUAUUCCCCCUUUCGUCAAUCCUAUUCCGAAAUUAUCAGGGAAAAGGCUUAAUAUCGAGGCACUCAGCAUAGCAUUAUUCAGUUUUCUCCCUUCACACGCUCUUGGGGACCUUCAUGAUGCACAUGAAAUACAGAUGGCUCUUUUUGGACUUUUAAACGACGCCCUGCGAUUUUCUCUACCGCCACAGGCAUAUCUGAAUGAGAACCUUUUUGCUUUCUUUGCAGACAAUCUCAGUGGAAACAGGCAUACUAUUUUUAGCAUUUUCUCUCGCAACAACUCGGAGGAAGCACUACUGCACCUUUUUAAACGAGACAUCCUUGCAGUCAGUCCAUUCACCGAAAACGUAUUGCGCGAAAACCACCACCUACUAGAGGUGUAUUUAAAUGCAUGUGGCUCAUCCUCCUCCGUUUCCUCUACUAACUCCAUGGAGUCUUCAAACCCAGCACAAAACGGAAGCACCUGCGGACAAAGUGACCACUUCUCCUAUCUCAGCAAUCCUCCUCAACUCGCAUUUGCUCACUUAAUACAUACAUUCCCACCAACGCAGGACGCUUCUCAGGCACCUAGUAUCAAUCACCAGUACAGUGAAAUAUACCGCCGAAGCACAUUCUUUGAUUACGUCUUCAAGUGGGUGCGCUGCACAACGCAUGAACAAAUAUCUCCUUCUGUGAGCCAGGAAUCUGGUAGUACCGCUACGACUGGCAGCAUAAGGCCCUUGUACGAUGCUUUUGGAAUGCCUGUCGCAUCUUACAGCUCAGAAAUCCGUCAGAUCUUUAAUUACAGCAAUACAAAGCCACAGACACUUGUCACACAGUGCUUCCGUGGGAUUUCACAAACUCUUAGGAAAUGUAGCAGAUGCGGAUCCCAUAGAACACGUUACGAACCAUUCUUCGACCUUUUAGUUCCAUACAACCCCGAGAAGACAUUUUUGGAGGAGCUAGGAGCGCUGUUCUCUGAGGAGGAGUGUUCUGGACUCCACUGUGAUACAUGUGGCGCAGAAACACACGGGACUACGCACCUUUCCCUUUACAUGUGCCCAGACGUACUAAUCACCCUCCAGAAGCAGGGACAUUAUGGUGCGUCUUUUAAACAGGAGACACAGCGCUCUCAGUCAUCCACCUCUAGCCACUUCACAGCACACGGCUCUCAGCUAACUGCACUAUCUAGUUUUUCACUGGCUGACUAUCUGUCUUCCACUAGCCCCCAUAAGAAAUACAAAGUGCUAAUGACCAUUGAUGUGGGCACAGACUUCAAAAUACGCGCCUUCCUGGAAAAUUUUAUUCAGUAUCAGAUGUACAAGAAGCUCUCCCACGAGAUUGUUAUUUUAAUUUACGAAAUAGUCAUGAAAUCUGCCAGCUUUCUUUAUAAUGACUCGGUUACAAUCGUCGUGGCUGCGAUGGAGUACAUCUUGCGUCGCUUCAAGGCGUCCCGCAUAUUGACAUCAUCUGCCGGGAUCUGUGAGGCAGAGGUUACCGAGGCCUUAGAGUUGUUGGCCCAGAUUCCCACGGGCUUUAACUUAACGGCCAUAUCACCUAAUGUGAUAGAGUAUUUUACAGCCCUCCUAUCAACCCACAUGCUUUACAUAUUCAACUGUACUUUCUAUAUUCUCCUGCUUCUUUCGCAAAAUAAGCUUGCUGAAGUUGAAAAAAUCUUGGAGGAUUUUAUAGUGGAUGCCCCUGGCGCUCUAGAGUUUCUCAGGAGACGUCCGUUGGAGCGCCAAUCAGGCCGUGCGCAUCUUCUCUAUAUGCUGUUUACUAUCGUAUUAACGGAUAUUCAGGUGAUAUUCUCCCAGUUUAAAAUGAUAAACAAUUAUAAGGCACGGUGGGUUAGGCAGAUUGAUCCAAACGAUAGCGCAAUUCAAAACGACAUGAAGUCAGAGCUGGAAUACAACAUCAAACGCACCGCGUUGUAUAAGUUGUUCCACAAGUUGCCAGAUAAGUGUACAGACAAGUUUUCACAGUUGUUUGCGGACGUAGAUAUAUGGAAGGCAGGAUCUACCACCUACGAGCUGGCUUCUCUCAUUGUCCACUGCAACGGCAAUCAUUACGUAGCGUAUAUUAAGGGAAAUGUCCAACAAGAAGGUGCAGAUGCUAAAUAUGACGUACAAUCAGGCGUUAGUCAGGAUAUCCAAAGCGCCGGCCCGCCUCCAACUGGAGUCUCCACGUUGCCAUCGGUGUCUUCUAAUGAUCCUUUUUCGAACAAGCCAAGCUUCGGCUCUCACGUUGGGCCUUCUGCAACACCAGACAAUGAGCUGAGAUCCAUGGGCAUACCUGAUGUAAGUACAUCUGUAAAAACGUCUCCACCAAAUACAUGGUACUGCUUCAACGAUGACAAGGUGACUCGCGUAACCAAUCCGCCUAUUAGCAAUGCCUCUAUCUUAUAUUUUAUCAAGUCCAGGAGCCCUUUGGUUGAGGCGCUGAAGGGGUACAUCUGGACAGAGCUAUGCUCGUAUCUAAAAGGGUCUGGCUCCAGCGCCCCAGAGUGGAUGACCAGGAUAAUGACCGAAAGGGCCGACUGCAUCGGGAUUCUAGAGAUCCUACUGGGCUCGCAUGCCUUGUUAAGUACGGCACUAUCCACCGCGUACUUAGACUAUGACUUAUCUGCCGACUUCAUUUAUAGCUUCCAUAACCUUCACUGGCCGUCUCUCAGAGGCUGCUCGGGACACAUACCUACAGGCAUUGAUCAUUCGGGUCCGUGGAGCGUGUCUACCGUGCUGUCGUACACGCUCCAACCUGCACAGCUUGCCAAGCGCUACCCUAUACCUGGGUGCUUUUAUUACUCCAUAUCUGCCAUUUUUGAUGGUAGCCUAACUGACUACUUGGAGCGAGAUAACUACGACAGCUACUCUCUGAAGGUCAAGCCAAACAAGAAAAUGGAGGAGGCACUUGCCAGAGAAAAAGCUCUGUACAAUGACAUCAUGGCCACAGUAUCUGCCGGGUCCUUGUCAGGGGGCGAAUACCUGCUUUCUAGCGACUGGAUGGGAGACUGGGGUGAGUACUUGUUUAGUGGAAAGAAAAAGCCAUUAGCUCUCGACAAUACUCCUUUAUUAGCGCCAGAGUCUGACGCACUGACACCGACCCUCAAGCCGGACCUUCUCAAGGAUCUGGACUACAUUCUCCUCACUAGCCAGCACUGGCACGACCUCUGCAGGUGUUACCCCAGCAAGGUGGGCCAUGAGCUUCCACGGAAUCUUCUUCCUUGA
This is a messenger RNA of Giardia duodenalis, 4038 nucleotides long. Its product is annotated as Ubiquitin carboxyl-terminal hydrolase. Gene Ontology annotation, cellular component: nucleus; cytosol. The record is from RefSeq and is a predicted model, not a curated record. The coding region runs from base 1 to 4038 and encodes 1345 amino acids. Gene Ontology annotation, biological process: protein deubiquitination. Gene Ontology annotation, molecular function: cysteine-type deubiquitinase activity; cysteine-type endopeptidase activity; zinc ion binding. The transcript has a single exon. Lineage: Eukaryota; Fornicata; Diplomonadida; Hexamitidae.